AUGUUGAGGGAGAUUGACAGCUUGGAAGUGGCUGUCAUCGUGACAGACGAGUUGGACCCUAUUUCACCUUCCCCGAAUCCCGAUAUCCAACAUCCUAGCCAUACCUUGGGCAUUCCUGUUUCUCCUAUUGAACUUCCUCAAACACGCGGAGGUGCAGAGGUUGAGAUGAAGAUGAGCAGCAUAUGCUGCGCUGCUCAUGGUCUCAGUCUCAUGAUUACUGCGAAGUGUGGUGAAAGUACGAAAACCUUGCUUUUUGACGCAGGACCUGAAGGGGAAGUGUGGGACAGAAAUGCCAGGAGAAUGAACGCGAGAAUUGGCCACAUAGACCAUAUUGUGUUGUCCCAUUAUCACAGAGACCACUCAGGUGGCUUAUUGCGGGCCAUCGACAUGGUCAAGGGGAGCAAUACCCUUGGUUCUGAUCAGCUUAUUGUUGAUAUGCAUUCAGAUCGUCCUGAAUACCGCGGCAUCGAGACUCCUCAAGGCCCUAUUUCUCUCGAAGCAGACCCUACGUUCUCUGACGUGGAGCAGGCAGGUGCUCAAGUCCUACUAUCACGAGAUGCACAUUCCAUUCUCGAUGACAUGUUCGUGGUUUCAGGCGAAAUUCCUAGACAGACAACGUAUGAAACUGGAAUUCCUCGGGGUCUGAGAUUCGUUCCAUCGUCUGAAGGAGACAAUGGGGGUUCAUGGAUAAAGGAUGAACAAAUUUUGGAGGAGAGAUACGUUAUGUGUAACGUUAGAGACAAGGAACUCGUCGUCUUCACCGGCUGUGGCCAUGCCGGUGUAAUCAGCACCACUCGCGAUGCUCAACGUCUUAGCGGGGUGCAAACUGUCUAUUGCAUCUCUGGCGGUUAUCACAUGUUCGAUGCAAGCCCUGGGAAGCUGCAGAGAACGGUGGAGGAUAUGGUGAAGUUGUCACCGCGUAUCUUGCAUGGAGGCCAUUGCACUGGCUGGAAGUUUAAGACGGAAAUUGAGAAGAUCGACCCAGGGACCGUGGCGCCUUGCACAGUUGGUGUGACCUAUACAUUAUAA
This is a messenger RNA of Colletotrichum abscissum, 1029 nucleotides long. RefSeq lists its product as uncharacterized. The record is from RefSeq and is a predicted model, not a curated record. The transcript has 4 exons. Gene Ontology annotation, molecular function: transferase activity. The coding region runs from base 1 to 1029 and encodes 342 amino acids. Lineage: Eukaryota; Fungi; Ascomycota; Sordariomycetes; Glomerellales; Glomerellaceae.